Messenger RNA from Salvelinus sp. IW2-2015, 882 nucleotides. The record is from RefSeq and is a predicted model, not a curated record. Lineage: Eukaryota; Metazoa; Chordata; Actinopteri; Salmoniformes; Salmonidae.
UAGAAUUUUGCAUUUAACCUUUAUUUGACUAGGCAAGUCAGUUAAGAAACAAAUUCUUAUUUACAAUGACAGCUUAGGAACAGUGACAACUUAACUGCCUCAUUCAGGGGCAGAAGAACAGAUUUUUCAGCUCAGGGAUUCGAUCCAUCAACCUUUCGGUUACUGGCCCAACGCUCUAACCACUAGGCUACCUGCCUUCCUAUAGGCUCUGGCUUCAGUUUGGGCCUCUUUCCUAGCAAGUCCCAUUCCCCUCCCGGCCUGCCUGUCGAGUUCAACAAGAUCCUCUACAAUGAGGAGGAAGACUAGUACCUGAUGCUCAGCAAGUUCAACUGCACUCACAUGGGGGUCUACGUGACCUCCUACCACAUCACCCUACGCAACCGGCCCCUGCGUGCCACAUUGGUGAUUAACUGUGUGAAGAAGCGGUGGACGCUUGACUCCCUGUAUGGCCAGGACAUCAACCAGGCAUCAAAUCUGGCUCGGCUGCGUCUGGCAGCAGAGGACCAGGUGUGUCUGGAGACGCUGAGGGACUGGAACAUAGUUUACUCCAGCAGCGAGGACUACAGUACCUUCACCGGCUUCAAGCUCUAUGCCGACCCCAUGGCCUGACCUACGACCUUGCCCGUGAACCCGGCUUGACCUCUGCAUGACAUUGACCUCUGCAUGACAACUUAUGCUGACUCUGAAUCACCUCCAAACUCUUUUCACUACAAUGAUAAAUCAUCUCUGUCAAUAUAGCUACUGCUACUAACAAUGUUCCUGCUUAUUGCUAUCAAAAUAAUCUGACUAAAUGUUUGCUGUAUUUGGAUGGUGAAGGCUGUAACACUUUAUGCAAUGUUUACACUUUCUUACAAUGCAAUAAAACACUACUAAUGCUUGAAA